Molecule: messenger RNA, 2648 nt
Organism: Camellia sinensis
Lineage: Eukaryota; Viridiplantae; Streptophyta; Magnoliopsida; Ericales; Theaceae
Product: RING/U-box superfamily protein
Source: RefSeq, a predicted model, not a curated record
AAGGCAUUGAAGGACUCUCACUGCCAUCUCUCCUCUCCUCUCCUCUCCUCUCCCCCCCUCUCUCUCUAUCUCUCUGAAUUUGAUUUCUCUCAGCUGAUCAAGCCAUAAUCAAACCCAGAUCUUGAACAAAAUCUGCUUCUUUCUUCAUAUCUAUACAUUUCUCUUUGAAAUUCCAAAUGGGUUGUACCGUAAGAGAAAAACACAUCCGAACCAAUCGGAGGGUUCGAUCUGUAAAACCCGAUAUCGAUCACACCAAUCUCACGGACAGAACCGUAAUCGAAUCGGGUAUCAAACCAUUGAAUUACCAAAUGGGUGUUAUCGAAUCGACUCAGAACUCAAACCCUAACCCUAACCCUAAUUUUGAUGAUGGUAAUUGGGGGUACUGUACUGAAGAGCAAUUAGAGGAGAUACUGUUGAAGAACCUGGAGUUUUUGUACAAUGAAGCUAUUUCAAAGCUUGUUGGGUUGGGAUAUGAUGAGGAUGUUGCCCUCAAAGCUAUAUUGAGGAAUGGGCAUUGCUAUGGUGGAAUGGAUGUCUUGACUAAUAUAUUGCACAACUCUUUAGCUUAUUUGAAUAGUGACUGUGGUGGUGAUUGUGGGGAUUCUGAGGAUUCUGAGCCUAAUUUUGUUGAUUUGAGGCAGUUGGAGGAGUACUCUUUAGCAGCUAUCGUGUGCUUGUUACAACAAGUUAAACCCCAUUUGACUAAAGGGGAUGCUAUGUGGUGUCUCCUGAUGAGUGAUCUUCAUGUGGGUCGAGCGAGUGUGAUGGAAAUUCCAGUUCUUCCCUCGGCUAAUAACAAUGGAUGUAGCGGUCCUUCUCUGAGUAAUGUAGCAAAUGUUAGUAACAAUCCAGUUGGGGUUGCCCCAGCAUUAUGUAGGUUUCAUGGAGGUUGGGGUUUUGGAAAUGGAGGUACUUCUGAAUUUCCUGUUAAUGGGUUUUUGUCAUAUGUGUCAGAAAUGAAUUUGCAGAAAGAGAUUGAGUGUCCAAAGAGGUUCAAUCUUACUCCUUCAAUGAAGACUUUGUUGAAGAGGAAUGUUGCAAUGUUUGCUGCAGGCUUUAGAGCAAACUCAAAACAGUUGCAGACGCAAUCUCAGGCUAGCGUCAGCUCUUUGUCAAGUGGAGAUUCAUCAACUGCAGCUGUAUCUGGGGCUGAAGUUCCAACUGAGCAGAAUGAGGAGAUCCCACAUGCAAAGAACCAAGAUGUGGUUAAUACUGUGUUGAAUAAAUUUCGUGAUUUGAAUCUUGAUGAGAAUAUGGAGUAUGUGCCACAAGAUCAGAAAGACGAGAUGGUUUUAAGUGUAAUUAAUCAGAUUAAGGAUCUUGAGAGGCAGGUGAAGGAGCGGAAGGAGUGGGCCCACCAGAAGGCUAUGCAAGCUGCAAGGAAGCUCAGCAAUGAUCUGACGGAGCUGAAGAUGUUAAGGAUGGAAAGGGAGGAGAGCCAACGAGUGAAGAAAGGGAAGCAGACCCUCGAGGACAAAACUAUGAAGCGUCUUUCGGAUAUGGAAAAUGCUCUAAGGAAGGCAAGUGGUCAAGUGGAUCGUGCAAAUGCAGCCGUGAGGCAGCUUGAGACUCAGAAUGCAGAAAUUCGAGCAGAGAUGGAGGCUUCCAAGUUAAAUGCAUCAGAAUCGGUCACAACUUGCUUGGAGGUUGCAAAGCGGGAGAAAAAGUGCCUAAAGAGGCUUUUGGCUUGGGAGAAGCAGAAAAAUAAGUUCCAGGAGGAAAUUGCAGCAGAGAAACAGAAGAUAUCGGAGUUGCAGAAACAGUUGGUUCAGAAUGAGUCAGCAAAAAAGGAGGCUGAGGAAAAGUGGAGGCAGGAGCAGAAGGCUAAAGAGUUAGGCUUAGCCCAAGUGGAGGAGGAACAGCUCCUCAAGGAAGCAACUGAGGCUAGUAAUAAGAGAAAGCAUGAGGCAUUGCGUCUAAAGAUUGAGAUAGACUUCCAGCGUCAAAAGGAUGAUCUCCAAAGACUUGAGCAAGAACUGGCACGACUUAAAGCGCCUGUGCAGUCCACUGAGCUACAUCAUACUAAUUCAGAGGGGGUGAAGCCCCAAGGAGAAACUAUUGCUAGAAUGCUUCAUGAUUUAGAUAAAUUGGAGGACUCUUCAGAUAAAGAUGUUGGCUACAAUAGGGAAUGCUUAAUUUGCCUGAAAGAUGAAGUUUCUGUUGUUUUUCUGCCGUGUGCUCAUCAAGUUCUGUGUGCCAAUUGCAAUGAUGAGUAUGGGAAGAAGGGAAAAGCUACAUGUCCAUGCUGCCGGGUACCAAUUGAACAAAGAAUCCGUGUGUUUGGUGCAAGUUCAUAGUGAUGUUGCCAGGUACCCCAUGCUUUUAGCUUUUGAUUCUUUUUAAAAAAAAAAAAAAAAAAAAAAAAUUUGCUGUGGUUGCAUCUGCAUAUGAUAGUGUUUGUAAAUAAGCAGCAAAACCUGUCUCAGGCUUUUGCGUAUGUCUCAAAAUGACCGCAAUGGUUAUUAAUACUACUAUAUCACUAAAAAGCAGAAAGUGAGGAAAUAAUUUUCUCAGAGCUAUAUGCCUUCUGAUUUUUCAUAUUAUCUGUGGAGUUCAUGGGGAGUAAGUUGAUGCUGUAAUUUCCCAAAUGUUUACAAGUAUGGUGCCAUUUUGUUUUCUUGUUACAUGGUGAAAUGGUUACUGCUUUC